GAGGGGGACGGGGGCGGGGCCGAGGCGUCCCGGCGGCGUCCGCCCAGCGCUCGCUCACUAGUGCGCCGUUCGGUCCCGGCGAGCCAACCUCUUUCGCAGCUCUUCUGGCGGCCCGGCCGGAGUCUGAGGCACGAUGGGCUCGCGGGGCGGGGCGCGAGCGCUGGAGUACCUGCUGGGCCUCUACUUCGUGAUGCACAUCCCCAUCACGCUGCUCUUCGACAUGCAGGCGUUACUGUCGGCUAACUUGUUCCCGACCGAGGUGACAGACAUGCUCAAGUGGUAUGUGCAGGCAUUUAAAGACCCUCUGAUGCUGAACCCUCCAAGCUGGUUCAAGUCCUUUCUUUUUUGUGAGCUUGUGUUCCAGCUGCCUCUCUUUCCCUUUGCAGCGUAUGCCUUCUUCAAAGGAAGUUGCAAGUGGAUCCGCAUCCCUGCGAUUAUCUACUCAGUUCAUACAAUGACAACAUUAAUUCCAAUUAGCGCCCACAUCCUGUUUGAGAGUUUCACCCAAGGACCUAGGACACUCCAAGAACGCCUCAGCCUUCUAUCCAUCUAUGCUCCAUACUUCUUCAUUCCACUCAUACUCCUGUUUUUUAUGCUUUGGAGUCCUUACUACAGCAGCGACGAGAAAAAGAAAAGGAAAACAAGGUAAAGAAGAGCUGGCCAGGGAGAGAGAGCUCCUUGUGUGUGCUCAGUUUCCCCAGGCCCCCCUUGAAACACAUCAGCAGCAACCUCCCAGAACAAGGCUGCAGGUGGGAGAAGCCAUUUGCCAGGGGAAUUGGGAAUGACUGAUCCCCUGAAGAUGGCAGGGGGAGCU
This is a messenger RNA of Phascolarctos cinereus (koala), 814 nucleotides long. It is a transcript of the gene TMEM97, whose product is annotated as transmembrane protein 97. Lineage: Eukaryota; Metazoa; Chordata; Mammalia; Diprotodontia; Phascolarctidae. The record is from RefSeq and is a predicted model, not a curated record. Gene Ontology annotation, cellular component: endoplasmic reticulum.